Drosophila innubila is the source of this 4759-nucleotide messenger RNA. RefSeq names its product multidrug resistance-associated protein 7. Lineage: Eukaryota; Metazoa; Arthropoda; Insecta; Diptera; Drosophilidae. Gene Ontology annotation, molecular function: ATP hydrolysis activity; ABC-type transporter activity; ATP binding. Gene Ontology annotation, biological process: transmembrane transport. The record is from RefSeq and is a predicted model, not a curated record. Gene Ontology annotation, cellular component: membrane.
AGGCAACUGCUAAUCAGCAAUACAAUAAAGGGUUUCACAAAGCAUUAUUUAUCGCUAUUUACGGCCACCGCUCGCUUUUUACGGUCUGCGGGGAAAUCGCAAAUGAUGACUCACAAACGCAGCUGCGUGAAGAAAAGAAAAGUACCCGUUGUUACAAUUGGUUGCAAGCGUUAAAGGAAAUUCAUCAUGUCAAACAGUGAUUGGAAUUGGACACAGUUCUGUCCGACGGGCUUGAAACCGUUCGCCAACGAUACCAACGAUCUGUUGCCAUGUUUUCAAAAGACCCUGCUCCAGUUUCCCGUCUACUCAAUCUUUGCCGCAAUAUCCGCCUACAAUUUUGGCAAUCAAACACAAAUUAUAACACGCGAUAGAAUCCAACUGAGAUUACUAUCCUUACGUACGGUAAUUAGUAUUAUUUUGGCUAUUUUGCCCGUAUCCAAGAUAUUUGUGUUCCAUCGUGAUGGCAUUGAAUUGUAUGCAGUCGAUGUGCUUGUCGUGGGUGCCGAGUGCAUCAUGUGGAUAGUUCACUGUGGUUACCUGAUGACAACACGAAAUAAUGGCUCCUUGAGCCAUCGAGGCUCCUUGCUGUUGAACGUGGUGUGGCUUAUGGUUAUUGUGCUGGACGCUGUCUGGCUGCGAACCAGUCGACACUUUGAAUGGUGGCCUUGGAGCCUUGCCACACUGUUGUGUGAUCUGUGUUAUGGUGCCACAUUGAUACCCAAGGGAAGUGCGAUCAUAAGCUUAGCAAAUUCCAAUCAUAGGGAUCGUGAGCAGGAUGCCUUGUUAUCAAAUCGUUAUACAUACUUUAACUUUGAGUUGAAUGAAUCGCUGCUCGGACACGCCCAGGAUGAGGCGAAUUGGGCAUCCCGCUUCGUUUUCCACUGGGUGCAGCCGUUGAUCAGCAAAGGCGUCGCUGGCAAAUUGCAUCGCAUUGAGGAUCUGUUCGAUCUUCCGGAUGCACUCAACGUGGCACGCUUAAGCGAGCGUCUCCAUUUGGCACUCUCUCAAUGCCAAAGCCCAUUCCGAGCACUGCAUAAAGUCUUUGGAUUCGAGUUCUAUUUGAUUGGAUUACUUCGACUUGUGGCCGAUAUCAGCAGCUUUGCAGGACCACUUCUCCUCGGAGGACUCUUACGGCUGAACAGCGAAAAGCAGAAUGAAGCGGAUAAUAAUAGAGCAUAUUACUAUGCGCUGGCCCUGUUUGGAACACAGCUGCUGUCGACUAUGUGUGGCUGUCACUUUGACUGGCGCAUGGCGAUGGUCAGCAUGAAGAUGCGCGUGGGCGUCAUCAGCAGCAUCUAUCGCAAGGCCUUGGAGGCGCGUGGUGUGCGUGAGUCCCGUCCAGAUAUGCUCAACUUGAUGUCCACGGAUGCGAAUCGCAUUGUCAAUUCAUGCAUUAGUUUCCACUCCUUUUGGAGCAUACCCUUUAAGCUGUUCACCACAUUGUAUCUGCUUUAUCUACAGUUGGGCGUUGCCUUCUUGGCUGGCGUAAUCUUUGCCGCUCUCCUGAUACCCGUCAAUCGUUGGAUAGCCAAGCGCAUUGGCGUCUAUUCCACGGGAUUGAUGACCGCGAAGGACGCGCGUCUUUCAGCCACAACGGAGACAAUGGAGGGCGCUAAGCAAAUCAAAUCCAAUGCUUGGGAGCCAAUAUUCAUUAAGAAAAUCCGCGAGCUACGCCAUAAGGAGCUCAAGUUUCUGUCGAAGCGCAAGUAUCUGGAUGCCUUGUGCGUAUACUUUUGGGCCACGACACCGGUGCUUAUAUGUUUGCUAACAUUUGGCAUGUUUGUGCUCUUGGGCAACCAGUUGACUGCCUCCUCGACAUACAUAAGUGUCGCCUUGCUCUACAUGCUCAUUGGACCAUUGAAUGCCUUUCCCUGGGUGCUCAAUGGCCUUGUCGAGGCGUGGGUAUCUCUAAAGCGUGUGCAGCAACUAAUGGAUGUGCCCAAUCUGGACUACUCCAGCUACUACAAUCCCAUUAUGCGUGGCAUUGGCGGUGCCGAGACAACUGCCAGCGUGCUCCAGAUGAAAUGUGCACACUUUGUGCACGAUAGCGAGCACCAGGAUAACGACAACACUCCGACUCAUCAAUUCCGGCUGAAGGACAUCAAUGUCGACAUCAAGGCGGGUCAACUCAUCUGCAUCGAGGGACCUGUGGGCGGUGGCAAGAGCAGCUUCCUCACAGCCAUCGUAGCCGGUCUGCAGUGUCUGGACGGUGAGGUUUGCGUCCAGGAGACGAACACUGGCUUUGGCUAUGUGCCACAAUCCCCGUGGCUGCAACGCGCCACCAUCCGGGACAACAUUGUGUGGGGCAGCAACUUUGACGAACAAUGGUACAAAUCGGUGCUAUUUGCCUGCGCCCUCAACGAGGAUAUACGAUCACUUGGCGGCGAUCUAAUUGGCGUGGGCGAAAAUGGUCGCACUCUCUCCGGCGGACAACGUGCACGGGUCGCACUGGCACGUGCCGUUUACCAGGACAAGAAGGUUUAUCUACUAGAUGAUGUACUCUCUGCACUGGACGGCCAUGUGUCCAAGCACAUUGUACGACACUGUCUGCUAGGAUUGCUGAAGCAGAAGACACGCAUUGUGGUCACACGCAGCACACAGUUGUUCUUCCAUGCCAAUCAGAUUCUACACGUCAAGGAUGGCCAGUUGUGUCCCAGUGACUACAUGACCGAGAGCAUUGAUCUGAGUCUUGAUGAGGAAUCGACCAGCGAAUCGCUGGACAUGCGUCAUUGCUCCAUCGAGUUGCCCAAUGCAGCGGAUGAGGAUAAAAAGAGUGUGGAUAGUCUGCUGAUGGAGGAAUCCCGUGAAUAUGGUCAUCUCGCUGGCAAUGUAUUCAGCUGCUAUUGGCGUGCUGUGACAACUCCUUUGGCUCUCACUGUGCUGUUCUUUGUGGUGCUCAUGCAGCUGACACGGAAUUUAAGUGACACCUGGUUGGCACAUUGGGUCACCGAGACGACACUCGAUGGACAUUCCAAUGAUACCACGCUUCAGCAUGUCCUAAUGCAUCCGGGCAAUGAGAGUGACGAAUCGGCCCACACCACGGGCUUCUAUUUGGGCAUCUUUGCUGCCCUGGCGGUGACCAAUUCGUUGGUGACCUUAGCGCGAGCCUUUCUCUUUGCCUUUGCUGGCAUCAAGGCGGCCAUCUUUCUGCAUGAGAAGCUGCUCAAGCGAGUCAUGUUUGCCAAGUUUAAUUUCUUUGAUGUCACAUCUGUGGGUCGCAUACUUAAUCGCUUCUCCUCGGACACCAACACGGUUGAUGACUCGCUGCCAUUCAUAGUGAACAUUUUGCUGGCCCAACUGGCGGGACUAGUGGGUGGCUUGGCAGUCAGCCUGUAUGCCAUGCCUUGGCUGGGAUUGGUCAUUAUACCCAUGGUUCCGAUCUAUUUAAAUUUACAGCAACGUUAUCGCCAUGCCUCCCGGGAUAUUAAGCGGCUGUCUAGCAAUGCCAUGUCGCCGCUUUAUACGCACUUCACGGAGACUCUACAGGGAUUAUCCACGAUACGGAGCAUGCGUGCAAGUGCCCGGUUUCAGCGUGACUUUCAGGGUAAGCUGGAGGAGAGCAUAAAGGCGCAACUUUCAGCAGCAGCUGCCCAACAGUGGUUGGCACUGCGUCUCCAGUUGUUGGGUGCAAUGUUGGUGGGCGGUGCUGCUUUGCUGACAGCAAUAACAGCAUCGCAUAUAACGAAUCCUGGCCUGGUUGGAUUGUGUUUAACGUAUGCAUUGUCAAUUACUGGCCAACUGGACGGUCUUUUGCAUGCCGUGGCCGAGACAGAGCAAGAGCUUGUGGCUGUUGAGCGUGUGGAUCAGUAUUUGCAGCUGGAGCCGGAACAGAAUGCCGAUGGCAGUGCCGAUCCGCCAUUUGGUUGGCCAACACAAGGUGUGCUCAGCUUUAAACACGUGCAGCUUAGCUACAGGGAGCAUCUGUCGCCGGCGUUACAUGGCAUCAGCUUUGAAACGGAGGCGUUUGAACGCAUCGGCAUCGUCGGACGCACUGGAGCCGGCAAGAGCUCUGUGCUGGCAGCCUUGCUGCGAGUUGCACCACUAUCCCAGGGUGACAUAUAUCUCGACCAGAUGAAUCUAAAGACACUGGCACUAAGUGUGCUACGCGAACGAAUCGGCGUCAUCACCCAGGAGCCUUUCCUCUUUGAAGGCACUGUGCGUGAAAAUCUGGAUCCUAGUCAUAGAUAUUAUGACUCUGAGAUUUGGCAUGCCAAAAAUUCAGCGGCAGCAACAUUGCUAGUUCAGCAACUGGGUGGAUUAGAUGGCCAUGUGGAUCGGUGUGGCAACAAUUUGUCGGCCGGACAACGUCAAUUGUUGUGCCUGGCGCGAGCACUGCUCAAGAAUGCAAAGGUCGUUUGCAUUGACGAGGGUACCUCCUCACUGGACGAUGAGUCGGAUUUGUGCAUGCAACAGGCGCUGCGUAAUGCGUUUAAAAGUUGCACCCUGAUUUUCAUUGCUCAUCGACUGCGUGGACUACAGGCUAUGGAUCGCAUACUUGUCCUUGAUAAUGGACGCAUUUGUGAGCAGGGAAAGCCGCAGGAGUUGGCCUCCGAUGAGUCCACAAUGUUCCAUGGCAUGCUGCAAGCGCAGGACAUUAGUCUGGAGGACUUUGCUAAGGUCGAUUAAUAGUUAUCGUUGUAAAUAUUCAUUUUAAAUAGAUCUGUGUAUUUAUUAUUUACAUAAUUUGUUUUAAAUGUAUGUAAACUAUUUUUAGUUCAUAGUAUUUAACUCUUUACCAAAAAUAUAACAUUUAAAAUAA